Helianthus annuus (common sunflower) is the source of this 1594-nucleotide messenger RNA. Its product is annotated as fatty alcohol:caffeoyl-CoA acyltransferase. NCBI's taxonomy places the organism in Eukaryota, Viridiplantae, Streptophyta, Magnoliopsida, Asterales, Asteraceae. The record is from RefSeq and is a predicted model, not a curated record. Bases 107 to 1489 code for a protein of 460 amino acids. The transcript has 2 exons.
GUGUGUUACACCAUCCCAAAUAAUAUCCUAGAUCAUUCCUACACCAUUACCAGAUUUUAACAUCUCUCUCUCUCUCUCCCUCUCUCGAACAUUUGAAGCAGGAAGUAUGCAAGGCUCAUGGGACGAACAACUCCCAGAUUGUUGCUAUGAACAUAAGCAGCCAAGCUUGAUCAAACCCUGCAGCCCCACCCCAAAUCACCUGCUUUAUCUCUCCAAUCUUGAUGAUCAAAAGUUCCUUAGAUUCUCAAUCAAAUAUCUUUACCUUUUUGAAAAGUCUGUGCCCAUCAAUCUGCUUAAACAAUCUCUCUCUAGGGUUCUUAUUGAUUACUACCCACUAGCAGGGAGACUGAAAAACCUGCAACCACGACAUGAACAUGAUGAUAAUAGGCUUCAGGUUGACUGUAAUGGUGAAGGUGCUGUUUUUGCAGAAGCAUUCAUGGAUAUGAGUGCUCAAGAGUUUCUUCAGGUUUCCAAGAAACCAAGCAAGUCAUGGAGGAAGCUGCUUUUUAAGGUUGAUGCUCCUACUUUUGUAGAUACUCCUCCCCUUGUUGUUCAAGUGACGAAACUUCGUUGUGGAGGAAUGAUUAUAUGCACGGCUAUCAACCAUUAUCUAUGUGAUGGCAUUGGUACAUCUCAGUUCCUACAUGCAUGGGCCCAUCUUACUAGGAAUCCCACUAAUAGUGUACCAAUAACACCUUUCCAUUCACGCCACGUGUUUAACCCAAUGUCUCCCUCUUCACAUCUACCAUUUGUUCAUCCAGCAUUUACCAAAAAUGCCAACAAACAGACCCUCAAAGACCAUAACUUGACCCUUAACCAAUAUUUACAGUCUCAACCACUUGUUCCUGCAUCAUUGACCUACACUGCCGCAAAUAUUCAUUCCCUCAAGAGUCAAUGUGUUCCUUCACUGAAAUGCACUACCUUUGAGGUCUUAGCGUCUCAUACAUGGCGUUCAUGGGCUAAAUCACUCGAUCUUGAACCCUCACUUGAGGUGAAGCUCCUAUUUUCGAUGAAUAUUCGAAAUAAGAUAACUCCGGAGAUACCAAAAGGGUAUUAUGCCAACGGAUUUGUGUUGGCAUGUGCGAAGACAAACGUAAAAGAGUUGGUUGAUGGUAAUUUGCACCAUGUAGUGAAACUAGUUCAAGACGCCAAGUCAUCCCUCACGGAUGAUAGCGUAAGUGGGAUUUUAUUGUUACUAGAGGAUAAAAAUGUAAGCACCGAUCUCGCUACAAGUUUAGUUAUAUCUCAAUGGUCUAAACUUGGGUUGGAGAGCUUGGAUUUUGGAGAAGGAAUGCCAUUGCAUAUGGGCCCUGUUAGUAGUGACAUUUAUUGUUUAUUUUUGCCCAUCAUAGGAGAUUCUAAUGCUAUCCGAGUCCUAGUAUCGUUGCCCAAGAGCGUGGUUAGCAAAUUCGAGUAUUACAUGAAUACAUUUCUUCAGACAAAUAAUGUACUAGCUACCAAAAUUGGUGAGAAAUGUGAGUUUGUAUAAUUUUCAUUUGUUUAACUAAGAGUGUGACAACAUUGUUAGAUUGACUUGAUUGUAACAUGCCACUAAUAAGCAUUUGAACCUUAUUUUUACACGGUUCUUAGAUAA